Messenger RNA from Glycine soja, 1146 nucleotides. RefSeq lists its product as uncharacterized. Lineage: Eukaryota; Viridiplantae; Streptophyta; Magnoliopsida; Fabales; Fabaceae. The record is from RefSeq and is a predicted model, not a curated record. The coding region runs from base 1 to 1146 and encodes 381 amino acids. The transcript is spliced from 9 exons.
AUGUCAAGGUACGUCUCCUUUCCUCUCACUCUCGCUGUCGAACUUGCAGGGAUGGGGGGAUCCAUUAUGAUUAGAACCAGAGGUUUGGGUCGAACUUUAGGCAAGGUUAUAGGAAGAGCCUUAGGGAGAGAAGUCAGUGGUGAUGCAGAUGAAGCCCCCCUACAGCGAAUGCUCCCAGCAUCUACACAUAGACAAUGGGAAGCUGUAACUGUUGUUGAAGAUGUUCAGCAUGUGGAUCAUGCAGAUGACGAGGAACAUCUUGAGCUGAAGUUAUCCUCCCAUGGAAGGAAGGUUGAGAAAUUUGGCAGGCCUGCUCGAGAGAUCAAAGGCUUAGUGGCUGCCACAGGAUUAAGUCCUCUGAUCGCAUGCGCGUUCCAUAGCUUUGAGCCUCUUUAUGUGGACGAUGUCGUGUUUCUCUUAGUCGAAUUCUUUGAUGCCAUGGGGCAUAUGUGUGACUAUCCUGGCAGUGAGACGUAUAUCGGAGCAAAUGUGACACAGCACAGUGGACUUGGAAGUUAUGCAUGGAGAGUUGUUGCACUAGCGCAUAUGUAUGACAAUUUGAAUGAUGCGUCAAAGAGCACAGUCCAGCAACUUGCAGGAUAUAUCACACUAUUACAGCAUUUUCCUAUUGUUGGUUCUGCUAUUGUUGCUGAGGAUUAUGAUGAGAGGAAACCAUGUUCCUACCGUUGGAAGUCUGGGAAGGCAUUCCCAGUAUCGACGUACCGUAAGCGUUUGAAUAGAUUGAUGUCUGAUGUUGUGUGUUGGAUACUGUACGGGGAGCACCGUGCAUUCAGAGAGUUUGAGACAGUGUUCUACAUGAUAUCUCAUCCCUUCAUGAGUCCGGCACAACCUGGGGAUCCUCCUAAACAUCCGCUCGUGCAGCACCAUGACACAUUUGUUGAACCAGAUGUUGCUCAGCACCCGGUAGCGGCAACGGCUAUGGACAAAGCACCUGAAGAUGCACAUGCUGAUGUAGACCAGCCUCGACAUGCAGUGGAGGCUUGCCAAGCAAUAGUUGAAAGGUUGGAAAGGCUGCUCAACCUAAGGAUAGUGACCGAGGGAACAGAAGCAUACACUGUCACCGAAGAUUGCCUGGGCAUCGCAAGAGUGUGGGUCACUGCUUUGUCUGAUGAUGACAAUGUGUAG